CAAGAUAAAAGAGAUGUGAAAAGAUAUGACACUCGAUAAAAGAUAUGAAAAAAGACAAAAGAGAAAUGAAAGGCAUGGCACAAGACAAAAGACACAUAAAACGUUACGACACAAGACAAAAGAGACAUGAAAAGAUAUGACAAAAGAUGAAAGAGACAUGAAAGGCAUGAUACAAGAUAAAAGAGACGUGAAAAGAUAUGACACUCGAUAAAAGAUAUGACAAAAGAUGAAAGAGACAUGAAAAGAUAUGACACUUGAUAAAAGAGACACGAAAAGACAUGGCAUGAGAUAAAAUAUAUGAAAAGAGAUAAAAGACACAUGAAAAUACAUGACACAAGAUAAGAAAAGACAUGAAAAGACAUGAGACGACAAGCUGGGGACAAGUCGAAAUAACAAGAAUCUCUGUACUAAGAAAUAAUUAAAACCCUACACAAGAAGCCAAAAGGAUUCCAUCAUUGAAAUAUUUAGUAAAAGAACACUACCCAGCAAACAUGGUUAAAUGCAUUAGACAGUUAUACAGCCAUUCCACCACUCCGUACCUACAUAACAUUAAAAACUAUCUGAACUAUGAGAACAACAGCUAGAGGAGAAGAUGCAGUUCUGGCCUUUUCUGUCGGAGCCUCCCAGGUUUGGAGCAACAGACGUAAGAAACCAACUCCUUCUCCACAACAUUAAGGUUUACUAGAAAUCAAAGUGUGAGCACUGAACUGUGUCUGUGUUUGUUGUCAUUAUUAACUGUAAGAGUAUCGUCACACCACACUUCACCAGGCCUAACACUGGUUUGUCAUGCUAACUGCUGAUCGUUGUCAUGGUAUGGUUGUGUCUUUGUGUCUCUCUUGUUUCUAUGUAGUGCAGACUCCUACAGAUUUUAUUGUUAAAUGUAUUUUAAAUGUCUGCGCCUUCAACUGUUGCCCACCCGGAUACAACAGAUGAAAGUUAGCCUUUCUGGCUAACCCUAGCAUAUUUUCAUAAACCUUAUUGUUAUUAUCAAAGUCCUGCAACUCGGCUUUAUAUGUUUCCCAGCUCGGCUGUUAGAAGCGGACUUUCUAGCAGGAGGGGCGGGAAAUGUGCAAACAACCGCCAUCUUGGUGUUACAGGCCUUCCCCAUAGGAUUGUAUUGAGGAUUCUUUAAGUGGCAUGUCUCUGUAGUUAUGCACUGUCUGUGUCAAAUAAAUUUAUAAAAUAAAAAUGAAAAUAAAUACACAAAACUAAAAGACAUAACUCAACGUAAAGAAACAGGAUAUGGCAUUAAAAGACAACUAAAUAUGAAAAGACACAGAUUCAGUCCUUGCUCAUGGACCCUUCAGCAGUACUUGUGCAGACAAACUAACUGGGUCUUAAUUUAAGGGAUGAAUGUUCAUUUUUCCUUGUCUUGAAGAUUUUAUUUUGUUAUUAUCUCUUGCUACCUUUUCUGUAGUUCAGCUUCUCUUUGGUCAGUACAGGACGUCCACAGUGUCCAUCUGGUUACUGCUCACAGUGGCUGCAGGGUGAGGCAGCAGAUGGCCUUUCUGUUGGGCUACCUGCCCACUUCACUCUCUCUCUCCUGUUCUCUGUCUGCCUCGCUCUACCUUUCUAUCAGCUGUAUGCCAUUCCUUUAUUUGCCUAUAUCAUCUUUCUGUCCACAAUUGUUGUGUGAAAAUGAUAAAGAUGUUUGGCAGACGUGGUCUUUCUACAGGAAAAGUGUAUGAACUGUUCAGAUCAGGGGGCUCACCCUCAGACAAAACUGAGGGAAUAUUCAUAGUGCAACAUGAAAAAGGAUUUUGUCACUGGCCCCAUUAAAGUAGCUGAAUUAGCUGUUAACAGCUCCUGUUAGCAGUUAGCAUGGAUGUACAGACAACGCUCACUGGAUUACUGUGAUCCUGAAGAAAAGUUAAUAAUAAUAUUAUAAUAUAUAAUAAUAUUCUUAGGCAGCCUUUCCAAAACUAGACCCUAGAGUGUCCUCUGGUCGAAGAUUCAGGACUGAUGUUGAGGAAAAGUGUUUUACACUAACGAAACUGAAUCCAUUUAUCAGUGUUUAUGUACCAAAUUUAAAAUUUUUCUCUAAGACGUUUUCAGCUAUUCAUUUAUGAGACAUUAUAUUCUUUUAUGAUAAGAUUGAUAUUGAUUGUAACAGUCUAGGUUUAUAUUUUGAACUUCUUUAUCUUAUAUAGAAAAUAUUACAUUCAGAAAGACAAAUGGUCUAAAAAGAAACCAUAAAGACAACAUUUCAAAAUAGAAAUCAAACAUUAUAUUGAAGCAUUAUCUGGUCUGAAGUAAUUAAAACAGUUAAAAUGUGUAAAGAUUUUAGUCGAGGUUAAUAAGAUUCAAUAAAAGGAAAUUCUCUAUCAGAAAAGAGCGUGUUUAAUUAAACACAAUAUAACCUUUAGGCUGCGUGUUAACCUGCAGUGUAUGGUGAUAUGUUGAAAUGUUGUUGGCGGAACCUCCUCACAGUUUGGAAACUUUGUUGUUGCAACGCCUUCAGGAAAACUUUACAUUUCUAGCUCCUCUCCUCUCUCAACUAAACAUGUGACUGAGAGCCAUCACUGCCAUCGGGCGAAAGUAAGUAAAAGAUGUGAAGAGGCUCGGUCGUCCUCGUUUGUACAAUAACGCUACAGGUUCUCACAAUCCCACUGCUCCUCCCUCCCUCUCUCCCUCUCCUCCCCCCGGCCUCUCUGAGCAGUUGACCUCUGAAAAGCCUCAUUAAGAAUUCAGCAGAAAACACAGACUGGUGGAUAAAUACAGAGGGAGUCCAGAGGCAGGAAGUCAGGAGGGAGACGACAAAGACUCAGCUGAUCCUGCUGACCCACUUCACACAGGAGAGGGGAGGAGGAGGAGGAAGAAGAGACAAGUAUAUAGUUUCAUGUUUGAAAGGCUCAGUAAUUUCCUCAAACAGCUGCUCGUGUAGUUUCUAUCAGACAAACAGGAGGUUGUAGAGCAUCUGUUGGGGACUAUUUUCAGCGGCGGAUGAAUCCACAUGUGCUGCUCUAGUGAGUUUUCAGGGCAGCAGGACGGUGUAUAUGGGACUGAGCCUUUUCUACCACUUAGUCCAGUUUGGUCUAUCAAUCAGUAAUGGACUUUACUUUAGUGGCAAUACUUCCAGGUAGGACUCUGCUGUCUCUGGUUUCCUCAUGGUCCUUUAACGUUCUCUGUAGAUCAGUAUGCUGCUGGGUUGUUGGGAGGGUGAUUAUUUUCUCUUUUGGUGAAGUGGUCCUGCGAGUGGAAGCUAAGCUAGGCUGAACUAUAAAGCACUACACUGUGAGCUCGCGGGCAUAAUGAAAACACUGUCGGACAUUACAUUAUUGCUGUCGCACAAUUGGUUUGUGGACUAUUUUUCUAUUAGCACAAUGCAUGAUGGUAUAUAGGGCUUGGUUAGUGAUCAUCAGUUGUACACUCCUUUUCAAAAUGCAUUAUGGGAUACUAUGAGUGGAUUGUUUAGGGUAUAAUAAUUCUAACUAAAUGUUCGGACAGCACUAUAAAGUGAGUAGUAAGUGAUUUCGGACACAGCCCGUAAGAUUAAACAGAGAGAACAUGAGGCCCCGGGACACUUCCCUGAGGAACCCCACAGGUUGUUGAAUUGUUAUUUGUUCCGUCUGUGACGUUUUGUCUCUUUGUGUCUUCUGUCCGUCUCUCCGAGCAGUAACUGCUGAACCAUGUCUGCCGGCCUGGACGACACAGACAACGUGUUCGACCUGAACGAGGCGAUCCCAGAGACCGAGCUGCUGGACAACAGCAUCCAGAAGGGCCGCGCCCAGCUGUCCGUCAAGGCUCGGAGGCAGCGUCCCUCCAGGUCACGUUACCGGGACAGCGUGAGCUCCACGGAGGGGGACGACAGCCUGGAGAGGAAGGACAGUCCGAUACACUCCACCCGCUCACCUCUCCAUCUGGCAAUGCGAGGCUCCUCCCCCUCUCCUGACUCACUGCUGUCUGCUCGAAGCCCCGCCUUCUCCUUCGACACAUCACUGGCGCGACGCUCUCCAGAGGAUGAAGGCGAGCCAUUGGCUGCUCCCCCACGGGGGCGGUACCAUCAGCUGACCAAUGCCACGUCUCAGGAGGCUCUGGUCACUCCCAGCAGCUCGCCCUCCAGGUCCUGCCCCUCCUCCGACUGCUCACGGGUCUACAUGAGGAGGAGCAGAAGGCCCGACAGCGAAGUGUUGGUUUCUGACUCGAGUCGGGACCCGAGUCCAGCUGAUCCCGGCAGUCCAACCGUCGUCUUCGACAAGAAAACCAAGAGACGCUUCCUGGAUUUGGGGGUGACUCUCAGGCGUUCAUAUAUCCGGGUGAGGAAAGACAAAUCCAACAGGCUCUCUGUGGGCAGCAGAGAGCCGUCUGAAAGUCCGUCUCGGUCCUCAGGAUCCUUUGUCCCCUUCUCUUGGUUCACCGAAGGACGGGGGUCGCUAUCCUCCUCCGGGACCCCACCCUGCUCCCCCAAGACCACCCCGCUGAGCUCCCCGAGACCUCGCAAGUCCCACUCGCAGGAGUCGGCUCUCAGCGAGGAGUUUUCUCCUCCUCACACCUCCUCCUCCACCUCUCCUCCUGUCGACCCCUCCUCCUCCAGAUCCUCCCAUCCAUACCACACCCUCUCCCAGUCCUCUGACGAGCCCUUCGAUGACCCGUCCUGCCCGGUGUCUUUGUGGACGACCCAGCAGGUCUGUCAGUGGCUGAAAGGACUCAACAUGGAGCAGUAUGUCCCAGAAUUCAGCGCGAGAGACAUCGACGGUCGGGAGCUGCUGCAGAUGGACGGCCAGAAGCUGAAGGCUCUGGGCAUGCUCAGUUCGUCUGAUCGCGGCGCUCUGAAGCGUCGCAUCAAGGAAAUCCUGACUGCAGCAGAGAAGGAGAGAAAAGCUCUGGACAAGAUGGAGAAACAGAAAGAAAAACAGCGAAGGAAAGACCAAGAACAGCGCAAGAGCUGAGCGCCGCCACCAGGGGGGGACAGAGGGGGGGGCAACAACAAGGGGAGGACAAUCUCUGUGUCUGCACAUCCUGGAAAACCUUGGUAAUCUGAAAUGCACCUUUCCAGUCCUGGAAAAGUCCUGGAAAGUGUAAACCAGAGGUCAUCCAGUGCAGGAAGUCAUGUGAUCGAUGACAUCAUGACACCCUUUCUGACGGUGGCCCUGAAGGACAAAUCGUUCAGCGUUCAGCAGGUUACAAACAGGGUUUCAGUGUUUUUACAUGUUUUCUCUCUUUGCUGCCCCAAAAAAAGAUUCAUAUCAAAGAAAAUCUAAAGUUUAAAAACAUCUUGAAACAUACGAGAAUGAAUAAAAAUGAACGAACAUCUGAAUGAAUUCAGUGUUUUGCUUUUGUGUGUGUUUUUUGUCCUUCGGGGCCACCGUCAGUUCAAACCUCCUGUGUGAUUAUUAAAACUCAUUGAUAAAGUUAAAUCAUAUUUUCAAAUAAAAUAGUGUGAUCUCUGACUCUUUGCAGCAGGUCUGGUUGAAGCAGGAAACAGCUGCAGGUGAUUUAAGUGUUUAAAGUUGAGAUUCUUCUUUCUGAUGUUGAAUAAAAACAACGUGUGAUGUUUGUUUGUUUCAGACGUCUGUACUCACCGACCUCUGACCUCUGCAGCCGCAUUCAAAUCUCAAAGAAAUAAAUCUGUCAAACGUUUUGUUCAGAUUAAAGGUGCAGUAUGUGAUUCUAAUCCAACGUCUUUUUGUCAGAUUCAGUGAACAUCACCUAUCAUGACCCGGGUCCUGAAGGUCCCUGGGUAUGAGGAGGCCUCAGGGAAGACCCAGGAAUAGAUGGCUGGAUUAUAUCUCCACCUACUCCUGGGAAGGCCUCGGGAUCCCCCAGUCAGAGCUGGUUGAUGUGGCUCAGGAAAGGGAGGUUUGGGGUCCUGCUCCUGAGACCCGACCCCAGAUAAGCGGUUGAAGAUGGAUGGAAGGAUGGAUGGAUGGUGAACAUCUUCUGGUUCUUGAACUGUCUCAUCAUCUCUGCAUGUUAGCUUCAGGUUAGCUUAGCAGCAGCAGCCAUAAGCCACAGUUUGCUAACCCAGACUUGGCUAACGUUAGCUGCAUUACUCGCUGUUUGUUAGGCGCCAUGUUGUUUCUACAGAAUCACUUUCUCCACCUUUAAAGGAGACCUAUUAUUCUGCUUUUCCAGUCCUAUAUUGUAGUUCUGUGACUCCUGUACGGCAGCUUUGCAUGAUUCAAAGUUCAAAACAAAUAAUCUUCUCUCUCAUACUGACUUUUCCAUGAAGGCCUUCAUUUCAGCCUCUGUCUGAAACAAGCUGCAGAUGCUCCUGUCUCUUUAAGACCCCCCCCCCGCCAACCAAAAGCCCACUGUCUUCUGAUUGGCCCACGACCUGAAGCAUGUUACCAGGCUGUUGUUGUUGCUGGGCGGAACAGACAGACUAAGUGUUGCCGUGGGAGUAAAUGACCAUAUAUGGACCAGCGGCUCCGUCUGGCUCCGUGUCGUAUUACUGAGCCGUUGGUAGAAAAAAGCUGUUGAAAACGUUCAGAACAGGAGGAAACCUGAUGUUUAUGCUCACAGGGAUUUCUUUUAAAUACUUUAACCUCAUUACUGGAAGUUUUGGCCACGUUUAACAUGAACAUCCAACAUUGGAGAUAAGUGAUAAAAUGUGGAAAAGUAUAAUAGGUCUCCUUUAAAGAGGGAUUAAAUGAAGGAGUUUAAAACCCGUUCAGUUUGUUUCCUGCCCCCUGAUGAUUACACCACUGACCUGCAGGAGGCGCUGACGCAACAAGCUGGUACACUUUGAUGCUGGAUUUAAAGUGUCGUUUUAAAUUUAAAUUCUGCUGUAUAAAUGUUUUUGGAGAUUCACUCAGAAGCUGAACAUUUUCCUGUGUUUGUGUUAAAUAUUAAGUUCUCUCUAUUUUUAUAUCAAACUCAUCUUUUCUUUUGCUGUGAAACUGAAUCUGAACGAGCUGCAUGCUGAUCUGAGUUAGAGAACAUAUGAUUCGUAUCAGACUAAAUAAAAGGAUCAGACGUGAAGAAGCCUGAAAA
Molecule: messenger RNA, 6936 nt
Organism: Micropterus salmoides (largemouth bass)
Lineage: Eukaryota; Metazoa; Chordata; Actinopteri; Centrarchiformes; Centrarchidae
Gene: samd14
Product: sterile alpha motif domain containing 14
Exons: 10
Coding region: 3630-4889 (419 amino acids)
Biological process (GO): neuron projection development; actin filament organization; calcium-mediated signaling
Cellular component (GO): cytoplasm; postsynaptic density; actin cytoskeleton
Molecular function (GO): actin filament binding
Source: RefSeq, a predicted model, not a curated record